Messenger RNA from Acanthopagrus latus (yellowfin seabream), 2544 nucleotides. RefSeq names its product alpha-1,3-mannosyl-glycoprotein 2-beta-N-acetylglucosaminyltransferase a (gene mgat1a). Bases 563 to 1894 code for a protein of 443 amino acids. Gene Ontology annotation, cellular component: Golgi apparatus. Gene Ontology annotation, biological process: protein N-linked glycosylation. The transcript has 3 exons. Gene Ontology annotation, molecular function: alpha-1,3-mannosylglycoprotein 2-beta-N-acetylglucosaminyltransferase activity. Lineage: Eukaryota; Metazoa; Chordata; Actinopteri; Spariformes; Sparidae. The record is from RefSeq and is a predicted model, not a curated record.
ACUGGCCGAUACCCAGGAAGUCGUCGUGUUACUUCUCCUCCUCCUCCUCCUCCUCCUUCUCCUCCUCUUCCAGUCUCGUGAGAAAGAAGAUAAACUAAAGGGGCGUUAAGUUGCGUUGAUAGCCAGGAAACUACCCGGAGAACAGUUUAACGGCAGCUGCACGAGGCCUCUCGGUUCCCGUCGAUCAACUUUGCCGGUUGUCAUCGAAGAAACGGCGGAGAAAUGGGCACCAGAGGAGGAAGUGGCCACUCUGUCAGGAUGGAAGAGGAUAUUCAAAGCUGAGGAUCUGUCAGAAUCACAAGUUUCCUGCAAGAUGUUUCCGGUCCCCCGUCACAUUUCAUCUGUCUUUGCAUUUAGCGACACUGACUUGUGUCUUUUUAACUUUUGUCACUGCACAGGAAGCAAGCAGCUUGGUGCAACUCCAGAUCUUUGAUCAUGUGCUUGUGAUGAUACGCAGCCAGCCCUUCCCAUAUCCCAUUCCUAUUGUCUGUAACAAGGACACGUCUUUCUAUUCAGACCCUGUCCUCUUCAACCCACCUCCCUCUCUCUGAGUUACUGUGCCAUGCUCCGCAAGAGAGGCUCUGUCAUUCUUUGUGGCGCAUUCCUGUUUAUCACCUGGAACGCCAUACUGGUCCUUCUGCUGCGGGGCAGACCCCUCCCCGGCCAGCUGAGUGAACCUGGCGAAGAGCAGAAAAGAGCGGCUGCAAGGCCUACCAAUGAUGUGGUGGGAGAUGUGCUUCGAAUCGCAGACACGUUCGAAGCAGAGCUCGAAAGACAGAAAAAAAUCCUGCUGGAGAUCCAGAAUCAUCAUUCACAGUGGGAGUCAUCAAACAGAGAUGGACCAAAGGUCGUCGUCCCCCGUCAGCCUGUCAUUCCUAUCCUGGUUAUCGCCUGUAACAGGGUCACGGUGAGGCGCUGCUUGGACAAACUCCUGCAGUACCGACCUUCAGCAGAGCUUUACCCAAUCAUAGUGAGUCAGGACUGUGGGCACGCGGAGACCGCCGAGGUUAUUCGCUCUUAUGGGGACAAAGUAACUCAUCUGAAGCAGCCGGACCUGUCAGAUAUUGCCGUGCAACCACAGCACAAGAAGUUUCAGGGUUACUACAAAAUCUCCAGGCAUUACCGGUGGGCUCUCAACCAAGUUUUCAAGACCCUUUCUCACUCAUCUGUUGUGAUUGUAGAGGAUGAUCUGGAGGUGGCGCCAGACUUCUUUGAGUACUUCCGAGCCUUGCUGCCACUUCUGAAAUCUGACCCCAGUUUGUGGUGUGUAUCCGCUUGGAAUGACAAUGGGAGGGACGGCUUUGUGGAUCCAGGAAAAGCUAACCUGCUCUACCGGACAGACUUCUUUCCCGGUUUGGGUUGGAUGCUCCUUAAGGAUGUGUGGGAGGAGCUGGAGCCAAAGUGGCCUGCUUCAUUCUGGGACGACUGGAUGCGUCAGCCAGAGCAGCGCCGCAACCGUGCCUGUAUACGCCCAGAGAUCUCAAGAACUUUGACAUUUGGCCGGCAAGGCGUAAGUCUGGGUCAGUUUUAUGACAAGUACCUGCGUUACAUUAAACUGAAUUCCGAAUUUGUGCCUUUCAGCAAGUUAGACCUGGGUUACUUGAACGAGGAGACGUAUAGAAAAGCUUUUGAGAAAGAAGUUUACAGUGCUCCUGUGGUUACAUAUGAAGAUGUUAAGCAGGGGAAGCUAAAAGGAUCUGGGCCUUUCCGCCUUCAAUACUCAAGAAAGGACAGUUUCAAAGUGAUGGCCAAAAACCUGGGAAUCAUGGAUGACUUGAAGUCCGGAGUACCUAGAACAGGGUACAGAGGCGUCGUCAGUUUUAUGUCAAGGGGACAGAGAAUCUACUUAGCCCCUCCUCCAGGAUGGACCCAGUAUGAUACCAGCUGGAGCUAAUAAUCCAGAAGAAAAGCCGAUGUGAAGCCUUUAUGUAAAUGUCAGUUGGUGAAAUCAUUCCAGACCAAAGACUGAUGUUCUAAUAGUUCUUGAUUGAUUGAAUGAUAUCUACUCUAGAUUGUUGUCCUUGAUAAUGCAGAAUGGAUUGUUCUUCUUUCUGGUGUAGGGGUUAUUGCCAAUACCACUCAGGUCUUUUUCAUUAUUCCAAAACAUUUCUUACAGUGUAGGAAAAAAGGCCUAAACAGUUUGUUAGACUGCUGUUAUUCACCAGAGAUCUAUUUUUAUAUUAUGCUAAUUGUGCACAUGACAUUCAUUAAUGCAUUCAAUGCAGUUGCCUAGUUUUUGAUGCUUUUGUUUAAAUUAUUUGCAAUUUCUGGUAGCUUAUAAUGUACUGUUUAUGUCCGAGACAAAUGUAAAACAAUCUGUGGUAUGGUUGCUCAUGGUGAUGGUGACUGGUCAUAACUGCAGUAUAAUCUGUCAUUUGAUUAUCAGUGUUGUCGACUACAAAAAUCAGUUCUUCCUGCUUACACUUUAAUGUCUAAUGAUUAUGUUUAAUGAUUAUCUGAUGUAGUGCUCACUGCAGGUUUGUUACCUUGCAAACUACAUUUGUGUGUUUGUAUUUUUUAAAUAAAAAAUAAUACACAAUUUCA